Messenger RNA from Leptosia nina, 951 nucleotides. NCBI's taxonomy places the organism in Eukaryota, Metazoa, Arthropoda, Insecta, Lepidoptera, Pieridae. The record is from the annotation of a GenBank genome assembly.
AUGAAUAUAAUGGACAAUUUAUUCAAUGUACUCAAAAGUGACGAUUUUAAUACUCUACCGCAUCUCAUGAAGGGGCUUAACACAUUAUUUGAAGCAGUAGAGGCAAACCAAUCUGGACCUUUGAAAGCUGAUCUCUUGGACCCACAAUUUUUGUCUGAAUUAGAAAGUGUUCCUGAGAAUGUGGACAUUAGCUUUGGAAAAUCGCUAACAGAUAUUAAAUGCUUGAUAAGGGAUGAAAAUCUAAGAGUUCAUGAGGUAUACUUAAAAUAUGAUGGUAUAAAAAGAAUAAGGAUUAUUUCUGUUAAUAUACCAUUUGCACCAUUUCUGGAAUAUAUUUACAGUACCGUAGAAGAAGUCAUUGUAGCUUAUUUAAAGCAUGUUAUAACACUACAAAGUUACUUUUAUGAACUUGAAAAUAUUGAUAAUAAUUGUGUAGUAGUGGAGCCCAUUAAGCCGACUUUCAAGGAUGAUUAUAGAAAUAUUAGAAUCGACGAUAAAACAUGGCUACAUGUGGAGAUUACACCUGAUGGAUAUCCAACUAAUAUUCAUUUAAUAGGACAGUCAGAAACUUGGCAAGAUAAAUUACAAGCUGGUGUUUUAAAUUGGGACCAUGACAAAAAUAUUGUUGAAAAUGUUAUGUCCAUAUUUGAUUUUGAUAAAUCAAUGCUUUUAUCUAAAGGGAAUACAAAUAAACUUGAUCAUGAAGAUACUCAAAUGGAUGAUGGGAUACUAUGUGGUAUAUGCUUCUGUUCAGAACUUCCAAAUAGUCCAGGGGUGCCACAACCAUUAUGUCAAAAUUCUAACUGCAAUGUGUAUUUUCAUCAAAAUUGUUUAUUUCAGUGGUUGGUUGCAUGUGAAGGAGGGCGUCCACCAGCAUUUGGUGUCAUUAAUGGCAGUUGUCCAACAUGUCUUCAACCAAUCUCUUGCAGCAAAAAAGAUUGUGUCAUUUAG